UAAGGCUCAGCUCUAGCACCAGUACAGCAGCAGGCUCUACACAUCAGUGUGCUCGGCGGCUCGCUGUGUCUCGGAGCUCCAGGUCACGCGAUCCGACUCCGACACGCAGGUUAAAGCGACUCGGAAGUCUUUGCCGUUCAGAGUCACGGCUGCGCGUGCAAACGCGACUCUCCAUUUCUUUCAUUUGUUUUUUUUUUUCCAGCUGUCUUGCAUGUUGCACUGAAAAUGGCGAUCUGCGCUCAGUCCUCAAGUCUCUUCUGGCUGUUCUCGGUGCAGACAGUGUUGCUUCUGUGUGUGUCCUGGCCCGGAACGGCGACGCUCCGCUUCCCGCAUCAGAACACGGUGAUCCACUGGGCGAACCGUAUAGAGAAGGAACUGGAGAAAGUUCUACCACAGGUCACAGGAACCCAUCAGAUGAAAACAAUUUACAACGAGAAGAGGAGUCAGUUUGAUGUGAAGAAGAACUCGCCCAAGGACCUGGUGGACAGAGUGGCUAAAGACAUCGCCAAGCUGCUCAACAGCAAACGCAAAGCGCUGGAGAAGCUGGCCAGGGAGGCGGAACAGAUCCAGACAUUGCACCCCUGGCGGGACAACAUUACAGCGAGUGCAAUAGAGUACUACGACUCCAAGGCUGAAUCUGAUUACUCUGACGACAGUGCCGAAGAUAACCAGUCGGAUAACCUGAAGUCCAUUUCACUGGAGUUUGUGGACGACCCCAAUUUCAAAAACAAAGUCAACUACUCCUACACUGCUGUACAGAUCCCUACUGACAUCUACAAGGGCUCUCCCACUAUUCUGAACGAGCUGAACUGGACGCAGGCGCUGGAGCGGGUGUUUAUAGAUAACAGCAGAGAGGACCCCUCACUGCGCUGGCAGGUCUUCGGAAGUGCCACCGGUGUUACCAGAUACUACCCAGCUACUCCAUGGAGAGCACCUAACAAGAUUGACCUGUACGAUGUGAGGAGACGGCCUUGGUACAUUCAGGGUGCCUCUUCUCCUAAAGAUAUGGUCAUCAUUGUGGAUGUGAGCGGCAGCGUAAGUGGACUGACUUUGAAGCUGAUGAAGACCUCUGUGAUUGAAAUGCUGGACACACUGUCUGAUGAUGAUUAUGUAAAUGUAGCCCAGUUUAACGAAAAGGCAGACGCUGUUGUCUCGUGCUUUAAGACGCUGGUCCAAGCUAAUGUGAAAAACAAAAAGAUCUUCAAAGACAAGGUGAUGCGCAUGCACGCGAAGGGGACGACGGACUACAAAUCCGGCUUUCAGUUUGCCUUUGAGCAGCUGCUAAAUGAGACCAGUGCUCCAAGGGCAAACUGCAACAAGAUGAUAAUGAUGUUCACAGAUGGAGGAGAGGAUCGAGCUCAAGAGGUCUUUGAGAAGUACAACUGGCCCAAUAAAACGGUUCGAGUUUUCACCUUCUCCGUGGGGCAGCAUAACUACGAUGUCACUCCACUGCAAUGGAUUGCUUGUGCCAACAAAGGAUACUACUAUGAGAUCCCAUCCAUCGGAGCGAUCAGAAUCAACACACAGGAGUAUCUAGAUGUUCUGGGAAGGCCGAUGGUGUUAGCAGGCAACCGGGCUAAGCAAGUUCAGUGGACCAACGUGUACCAGGAUGCUCUGGGCUUGGGUUUGGUCAUUACUGGGACGAUGCCGGUCUUCAAUCUUACUACUGAUGGGGACUCAAAGAAUCAGCUUAUUCUGGGAGUCAUGGGUGUAGAUGUUGCACUUAGUGAAAUUAAGCAGCUCACGCCACGUUAUAAACUUGGAGCCAACGGUUACACCUUUGCCAUAGACCCUAAUGGCUAUGUUCUGCUGCACCCAAACUUACAACCUAAGAUCAUUAAUUUCAGAGAACCAGUUACACUUGACUUCCUGGAUGCAGAGCUGGCAGACGACACCAAGGAGGAGAUCCGUCGACAGAUGAUUGACGGCAAGCCUGGUCAGAAGAAAUUCAAGACAUUAGUUAAGUCUGUUGACAAGCGUUACAUUGACCAGGUCAUGAGGACUUACAUAUGGACACCAGUAGAUGGCACAGACUACAGUUUGGGUUUGGUGCUGCCCACAUACAGCGAGAACCACAUCAGGGCCAAUCUCAGUGAUCAGAUCCUGCAAGUCCAGUAUUUUGAAUCUCUGCUGCCACACACUUUUGAGUCAGAGGGACAUGUGUUGAUAGCCCCAAGGGAAUACUGCAAAGAGCUGGAGCUUUCUAGCAACAACACAGAGUUCCUGCACAACUUCAUCGCUCUGAUGGAGAAAGUCACUCCAGACUCCAAACAAUGUGACAACUUCCUGCUGCAUAACCUGAUCCUGGACACUGGCAUUAUCAGACAGCUGGUAGAGAAAGUGUGGAAAACAAAGGACCUCAACACGUAUGGAUUUUUGGCCGUCUUUGCAGCUACAGAUGGUGGCAUCACUCGUAUUUUUCCCAAUAAAGCUGCUGAGACGUGGGAGGAGGAUCCAGAGCCGUUUAAUGCCAGUUAUUACCGCCGCAGUAUGGACAACAAGGGCUACAUCUUUAGAGCACCGUAUCGUAGCCCAAAUGCAAUCUUCCAGGAUCCAGAGAAUGACACGAUUGACAUCCUGGUCAGUACAGCAGUGGAAAUUACAGUGGGCUCCAGAACCAUCAAGCCGGCUGUUGUGGGUGUAAAGUUGGACCUUGAAGCUUGGACUUCAAAGUUUAAGAUCCUUGCCAGCAACCACACUGAUAACACUCGACAGGGUUCUCAGUUGUGUGGACCGACCAGUAGCUGUGAGAUGGACUGUGAGGCUCAUGAAGAUUUGCUGUGUUACCUGAUCGAUGACGGUGGCUUCCUCAUCAUGUCCAAUCAGCAGCAAUAUGAGAGCAAGAUCGGCAUGUUCUUCAGUGAGGUGGACCCUGCUCUGAUGUAUGUGCUCUACAACAACUCCUUCUACAACUACAAGGAGUCUUUUGACUACCAGUCUGUGUGUGAACCUGUGCCUAACAGUAACACAGGAGCAGCACCUAGAGGAGUGUUCGUGCCCACCAUUGCGGACCUGGUGAACGUUGCCUGGUGGACCUCAGCAGCUGCAUGGUCUCUGUUUCAGCAGGUCCUUUAUGGUUUUGCCUACCAUAACUGGUUCAUUACAGAUGAAGUUGAUGCAGGAGAGAGCAUGGACUCCAGAGAGACUAGCUGUGUCACAAUACAGAAGCAGUUCUACUUCGGGAACAUCAGCAGUGCCUACAGCAUAGUGCAAGACUGUGAGAACUGCUCCAGGUUGAUCCAUGCCAAGAGAUUAACCAACACCAACUUGCUAUUUGUGGUGGCUGAGAAGCUGCUCUGCAACACAUGUGACAUAGAGAAACUGUCUCAGGGUGAGAAAGAAUUAAAACAAGAAGAACCGUGUCUGGACAUGCCACCACCUCGGUAUAGAAAAGGGCCCUCUACUUGUUUCGAUUACAACGCUGCAGAGAACACUACAGAUUGUGGGCGAGGACACUCCUUCCGCCCAUCCAUCCACACUUUACUCCUCCUCCAGUUCCUUGUCCUCUCUCUAAUGGCCUGCCCCCAUGUUUUGCCUUUCUCUCUUUAACUCCCUCCACUGCCCAUCUCCCUCUCCUCACCCUAAUUCCAUAUUUCUCCUUUUCCUUCCCUCGCUCUAGUCAUAGGUAUUAAAGGGACUUCCUGUUGCCCCCAUAUGGAAGCCCGGCAUACUGCAUCAUCCACUUUGCUUCACAGGUUGCUGCUUAGUGACCAGCGCAGAACUUGUCAGCAGCUUUUCCGGGAGGAGCCCGAAGUUUCCUUAUAAGGGAAGCAGCUGAAAAAGUCAAAAUGUUGAAACGCAAUCAUUUAAGCAUUAUAAAGGCCACAGCAGGAGAAAAACAUCCAUCUAGAACCAACUAAUGAAACAGAGGUAGUGUUGAAGAAAAUGGAAUACCCUCCCCCUAAACCCCCCAAAAAAACCACCACCACCCCCGCCCUCGUCCCCGCGGUACAACCUGCCUUUACACAUGUUUGUGUAGGAAAUGCAUUUGAUCAGAUGCUCUUCUUUACAGUUUAAGCCAUCCUCCUCACUCUCCUCUUCAUCCUUUGACUCGAAUUGCCUAAUUUGACAUGGGGCUACAGAACUUUCUGCCAUUUCUAGCAAUCGGUAACAAGAUCACAGAACUUGGUUCAGUUAACAAAAACAAGUAAGACAGUAAGAACCUGUGAGUAUUUAAAGCAUACCUCCAUAUGUUAAGAUAUAACCAGAGCGGAAAGAUGAUAGAUCAUUUAUCAUUUGUUUAUAUAUGCACUAGAUCUAAUUCUUGCCAAAAUGAGAUAGACUUGUGGUGUGGUCUUAUUUUUCUAGCCAAAUUAGGAGGAGGAGAGAAAAAAAUGGGAGAAAAGGACUUGCAGAAAGAAUGCAAGACCUCAUGUAGAGAUCAGGCCUGGAUUUCAGUUCUUCUCAUUUUUUGCUGUUCUUUCAUUAGUCAUAAGGGCUUCAGUAAGCAUAUCAUUCUGUUUGUCUGGUCAACAUACACAGAGGAACUAAGAAAUGGUUUUGAUCAAAUGUGGAACAUGACUUUAAGUGCCGUCGUAAUUAUCCAGUGUUUAGAAACGAAUUGGAAUUGCAGCUUGAACUCUGCCAUCAUCAGUGUGCAUUCUGUGUAGUUGUGUGUUUACAGGGUAGCCAUUUCACACCAAUGUUUUUACAACAGUCGAUAUUUCAGUAGACUGGUUAACCUGGCUAACAAUCUGUUAGUGAAUAUUAAAACCAUGAAAAUAUUGUUUGCUUUUCAAGGUUAAUCUUAUCAUUUAGAAUACACAUAAUUAUGGAUUGAGCUUGUAGCUGAGACUCAGACAUCAGUUUUUCAAUUUUAUUCAUUGUGUAUUGAAAAUGUAGUAAACCCUGGUGAGGGCCCAUCUCCUCUAAUAUUUUUUUUUUCUUCUCUGUUGUGCCUUGAUGCACUUCUGUAUCUUUACAGAGUAGAUGCUCCACUUUAUAAAGGUAGGGAAUCUCGUCAUGCUGGCCGUUAGAGUGAUUAUUGAUUGUACAGCUACAGCAUGUACAACAUGUAGUUCAACUCACACAGAGACCUCACUGACUUAUAAGCAUAUGCAUUUUUAUUAGUAGUAUAUUAAUUGCCAUAGCUUUCAGAUUAAACCAGAAGUCGCCUGCUGUCAUGCUGAGGAUCUUCUGUCAGUGCAGGCGUUUCACUUUCACCCUUGCCUAAGCCCUUCGAGAUCUUUAAAGGCAUCUUAUAUAUAAAAUGACAAUUUGUAUGUGUUAGUACACGAAAUGUAAAAUAUCUCUUGAUCUAAAUCAUGGUCUGGUUUCCAUUUCUUUAGAUUUUUCCAGAGGGGCAGCCAAUAUUAUUAUCGUGAACACUAACAAAACUGAUCACUGUUUAAUACACUGUGGAGUCCACUCUAUAAGUGACUGUUUAGGAUUAAAUAGUUGAGUAAUUUCUUUUCCCCAGUCUCUUUUCAGCUAUGAAUAUUCAGUAGACUGUAUGUAGGGUGGCAGAAUUGGUGACUCUUUAUUGCCAGCAUCCUCUGGUCAGAGAUCAUAAAGCUCUUUGCGUAAGUGUAUGCGUGUGUCUGGACCCGUGUAUGUGUCGUCUGCUUACAAUGCAGCAAACUAUGAUGUGUUUGAACAGGUGUCGGAAUGAAAAACCAGUGAUUUGAUUAUUAAAGCGUCCAAGGUGUAUUGCCAGCAAAAAAAGAAGAGUAAUCUGUCCCAUUUUCCGCAUGUGUCCGUCUCCAAGUCAGUUCACAAAGCUUUUUGCUGUUAUCUUUUAAACUGGCCAUGUUUACCUUUGUUUUUGGCUGUUCUGCUUUCUUUCCACCCAUCCUUUUAUCCAUCUUUCUGCCUUGAGUCACAAUAGCUGAAGAAAGUGCGUGCUUGAGUAAAAGCAUACACAUAAACUACCCCACCUGUGACUACAUUCACAGUGUGUAAUGAGCGAUGUCAUUGACUGUUAUAUGAACAGCAUAAACUCAUAAAAUUACACCAUUUUUGUUACUGGAUUGCAGGUGGUUCUUUUAAAUAUCAGCCUUCAAUCACCAUCAGUGCUAAUCAAUCAUAGCUCCACACAGAGCGUUUGGUGUAAAGGUCAAUUAUUUAUCCACUAAUGAUCAUUAAGGAGUGUGCAUAAAUACAUGCCCUAAAAGCUAUGUGCUAUUUUACUAUUCAUAUACUAUUAUGACCUGGUCCCUCACUGACAUCAAAACACAAAUCAUUAAUAGACACACAGCACUCACUCUUCUCACUAAACAAUACCAAACAUACCCAUUUACAUACAUGUACACAUGCACAGGGAAAUGUCUGGUAAUAUAUGAUAAUCUGAUAAGUCUAGAAGAGUUAAUGCCUUAUGCUUUGUCCUGUUGUGAUUCACAUCCAACCUUCGCCUCUUGAUUCGUUUUCCAAAAAAAAACAAAAAAAACGAAGAACUUUCACUUGUCCUAAUACUGAAAAAAGAAAUGUCAAAGCUGCCUAAGAGACGCUAAGAUAUUCUGGCUAGACACUGAAAUUAAACUGUGAGUGUGCAUCUGUGUCACUAUUCCACAUACACUGGAACAGAGGUUUGUGUUAUUCAGUGGUUUAAAAAAUAUUUUUGCCAAAAAAGGUGUUUAAAAAAAAAAAGAAGAUAAAAGGAGGAGGUAGCCUGGACGGGGAGAUGUCUGUCCCAUGAUCCACCCUGAAGGGGAGGGUCUUUUUUAUCAGGGCUGCUCCUUCAGCCUUUCCUCUCCUUUAACAACAGCGGAAUAAGUGUGCUUCAGUGGGAGAGCCGCGUGUGUAUGUGACUCUGUAGUCCUUAGUCUGGUGCUCUGUGACAAAUGUGUGAAAAAAAAAGAAAUAAAAAAAAAAAGAAAAGUAAUCCGUCAAAGGUGAUACUGAAUUUAAUAUUAAGUGAGGUUUUAAAAAAAAUCAUUAAAAUAUAGGAACACAGUACUGCUGAUAAUCAUGAAUUUGAGGUCUGCCAUCACAGUGGGAGUUUCUUUAGUUUGUUUGUUGGAUUGUGUGUGCGUAUGGAGCUAACACCACUGGCUCUUUGGACACUGGUCUAUGUUGCUCCAUUCUUUUGUACAGAAGAAAAAAAAAAAGAUAAGGGAAACAUUUGUAAAAUAUUGUGUCUGUGACUCCUUGUAAAAUAUUUUCAAAUUGUUUAUUACAGAGAAUCAGUUAUUAAAUAAUGUUCAUAUUUUUCACUUCA
Pangasianodon hypophthalmus (striped catfish) is the source of this 7156-nucleotide messenger RNA. It is a transcript of the gene cacna2d2a, whose product is annotated as calcium channel, voltage-dependent, alpha 2/delta subunit 2a. Gene Ontology annotation, molecular function: voltage-gated calcium channel activity. NCBI's taxonomy places the organism in Eukaryota, Metazoa, Chordata, Actinopteri, Siluriformes, Pangasiidae. Gene Ontology annotation, cellular component: voltage-gated calcium channel complex. The transcript has 38 exons. The record is from RefSeq and is a predicted model, not a curated record. Bases 226 to 3549 code for a protein of 1107 amino acids.